Molecule: messenger RNA, 1361 nt
Organism: Amblyraja radiata (thorny skate)
Lineage: Eukaryota; Metazoa; Chordata; Chondrichthyes; Rajiformes; Rajidae
Gene: gfus
Product: GDP-L-fucose synthase
Exons: 7
Coding region: 94-615 (173 amino acids)
Molecular function (GO): GDP-L-fucose synthase activity
Source: RefSeq, a predicted model, not a curated record
CUCUCCCCCUCCCCCCCCCCCCCCCCCCCAAUCGUCUAGAUACAUAACGGACCUCCACACAGUUCGAACUUUGGAUAUUCCUACGCCAAGCGGAUGAUCGAUGUCCAGAACCGCGGCUACCACCAGCAACACGGACGCAUGUUCACCGCCGUCAUCCCCACCAAUGUCUUCGGCAUGCACGACAACUUCAACAUCGAAGAGGGACACGUCUUGCCUGGGCUGAUCCACAAGACACACCUGGCACACAAGAACGGCAGUCCUCUUGUAGUCUGGGGCUCAGGGAAACCGCGCAGGCAGUUCAUCUACUCACUGGAUCUGGCUCGGCUAAUCAUCUGGGCCUUGAGGGAAUACCAGGAGAUCGAGCCCAUCAUCCUCUCUGUGGGAGAGGAGGAGGAGGUGUCCAUUAAAGAGGCUGCAGAGUGCAUCGUGGCUUCCAUGGGCUUCAAAGGCCAGGUUAUUUUCGACACGAAUAAAUCUGACGGCCAGUACAAGAAGACGGCUAACAACGGCAAGCUGAGGACAUACCUGCCCGACUUCCAGUUCACCCCCUUCAGCCAGGCUGUCAAGGAGACCUGCGACUGGUUUGUAGCCAACUACCACACGGCCAGGAAGUGAGGCAGGGCAGGUGCCGCCCGCCCGCGUGUGGUCUGUUCACGCACGGUGGGGUGGGGUGGGGUGGGGGGAGUGAUGUCGGCUUGGGAGUAGAUAGCGGUGAUAGUCAAUGGGUGUAGUAACGGGGCCUGACCCAGCGAGCAAGCACACACGUCCAGCUUCACAAUCUCUUCGCCUCAGCCACCUCUGUGCUGCACCUCAGGGCUUCCAUAGUGCCUCUACCUGUAGUCUCUGUGUUUGGGCUUGGGGAGGGGGAGGGGGAGGAACUGCCCCCGUAUCUCUGUCAGAACAUGCUUUUGCUGCCGUCUCCCUCAAACCCAACCCCUCCCCUCCCCCUCCACACACUGCUACCUCACCCCCUCUGAGGUGGUGGACAAGCUGGGUUUGAUAGGACAUCCAACACCACAGUGAAGAGGGAGAACAAGAGUGUGGCUUUAGUCCAGUCCAGUGCAGGCCAGCCUGUCCCUGUGAGCUGGGGAGGGGGAGAUACAUAGUCAGUGACCCACCCCACUCUGGUCAUUGGACUACCCCCUCUGCCUGUUAUCAGAGGCUCCACCUGAGAUACAGAGGGGUGCAAAAGCCCAGCCUAUGCUGGAGGAGAUGAGACCAGAGGCUGGAACCCAUGGAGGUGGUGGCUGGUUGGACAAUAUCCACCGGCAGAAGAUUGCUGCUUAAUUAGCAAGUUGAUUUUUAGUGAGGUACUAAUUUUGUACAGCAAUUGUAUUAUUAAAAAGGUUGUUGCUAUCAAA